This is a messenger RNA of Lachancea meyersii CBS 8951, 792 nucleotides long. NCBI's taxonomy places the organism in Eukaryota, Fungi, Ascomycota, Saccharomycetes, Saccharomycetales, Saccharomycetaceae. The record is from the annotation of a GenBank genome assembly.
AUGUCUAACCCAUUCGACUUGCUAGGCAACGACGUCGAGGACGCCAACGUGGUGGCUCCUCUUCCUCCAAAGGAAAUCGUCAGAAACACCACUUCCUCCAAGAAGGCUGACGUGCCUCCUCCAUCUGCUGACCCAUCCAGAGCCAACAAGAACAGACCUAAGCCAACCGGUAACGAGGCUGCUUUCAAGGACAAGAACGGUGGCAGAAAGAACAACAGAUCCAGAGAGGCCCCUGCUGAGACCACUGGUGCCAAGAGAACCACUCACGCUGCCAGAAGAUCCUCUGACCGUCAAAACAGAUCCGGUAAGGUCGACACCGAAAAGAGAGUCAGACAAGGCUGGGGUGACAACAAGAAGGAGGUGACUGAAGAAGCCGCCGCCGAGAUUGACGCCCAGGCUGAGAUUGAGGCCGACAAGGCCGAGGAGGAGACCCCAGCCUCCAACAAGAAGUCUUUGCAAGACUACUUGGACGAGGUCAACAGCUCCGGUCUAAACAAGGCCCCAGCUGCCAAGAAGUCCGUCGACCAACUUGAAGACGCUGAAUUGUUGGUCAAGAAGGAGGAAGUCUACGCCGAGCCAACCAAGGUCAAGAGCUUGAAGUCCAAGCAAUUGAAGUCCAAGCAGUACCUAGACUUCGACGUCAACUUCUCCGACAGCCAAUCCUCUGCCAAGCCAAGAAAGUUCGAUAACAACAAGGGUGGUCCAAGACGUGGUGGCAAGUCAAAGCCAGCCAAGGCCGCCGGCGAACAAAAGCCAGCUGUUAACGCCAAGAACUUCCCUUCUUUGGCCUAA